This is a messenger RNA of Paramecium sonneborni, 4850 nucleotides long. The record is from the annotation of a GenBank genome assembly. Lineage: Eukaryota; Ciliophora; Oligohymenophorea; Peniculida; Parameciidae.
AUGCAAUAAUUUUCUGACUAAACAUAGAAAUUUAUUUCUGAUUAAACUCCCAUUUAGCAAUCUAAUUGUUAUAUUUACUAAUCAAAUAAAUAAGACCACUAAUAAUUUUAGUUUCUAGAUAAUAUAAUGAAAUUACCAACCCAAAAUUUAUUUGAACUUUUAAUUCCUAAAACAAAUGAAUCUCAACAAGUUUAAUCUUAAAACUAAAUCAAAGAAAUGGUUAAUUAAAUGUUAAUUUCAAUUUCUAAUAACGAAGAAAUUUUGGGAAUUUCGAAAUAAAAUGAAGAAGAAGAACUUUUUGAUGAAUUAGCAGAAGAUCUAGAAUAGAGAGAAAUUUAAUAUUAACUAUUUUUAAAUGCUCUUAAUAAGAACUGUAUUUUAUAUUAGGAGAAUUAUCAAACUUAAAUCGUUCUUAUGUUAAUAUAGAAUUAAUUAAAGAAUUAUCCAAAUAAAAAAGUAGCUGUUUUAGCCACAACGAUUCCUAAAGCAGAUGCUCUAGCUAAAUAUAUUAAAAAUACGUUACCUAUAUUAGUUGAAACAUAUAUAGAUGACGAUGUAAUUUUAGCAAAAGUACAAUAGUGUAGCAACUCUUUAAAAAUUAUACAUCCUAAUAAAUGUACAGAUUUGUGGAAUAAUUUAAUUUGGUAGAUGAUUUUAUAAUAAAAUAAUAUUUAUGUAAUGACAGCAGAAACAUUUUUGAUUACAUUAAGAAGAGGAUACUAGAAAUUUACUGAUUUUAGUUUGAUUUUUUUGGAUGAUUGUCAAGCAACAAAUUUUGAAACUCCUUAUAACCAUCUCUUCAAAGAAUUUUACUUUCCUCUCAAAUCAUCCAAUUAAAUGCCAUAAAUUGUUGGAGUAUUUAAUUCUUAGUAUACAAAUAAUAAAUUCAUAAAUGAUGAAUCAAUUUUAAAAGAACUUAUAUAAUUAUGUGCAUAUAUGGAUGCUCGUUUUUUAAAUAUCAACACUGAGGCUAUUAAAUAAAAAAUAAAAGAAACAACAAUAAUUCUUACAUAUUACAAAUCAUAUCUUAAUGACUAUAAAUUUCAGAAGAAAUUAGAAAGUAAUAUAUAAAACAAAACAUUUGAUUCUAUACUUUUUGAUAAUUUAAUGAAAAAUAAUUGCCUUAUUGAAAUAAAUGAAUUAAAAAUAAUUCUUAAAACACUUAAAACUAAAUAUCAGAAUUGUUUUUCAUUUAAAAUUAUGAUAUAUUAUUUUGAAUAAAUCUUAAUACAAAAACCUUUAAAUUUAUAUUUAGAACUUGGAUAACACUCAUUUUGUAUUGAAUAUUUUUUAUUUUAUAGGUUUAAUACUAAAUUUUAUAAUUGAAAAAUUAAAAAAAUUUAUCAGCACAAGGUAACCAGAACCUUUUUAUCAAGAAUUAUAAAUUGCUUUAGAAAAAUCUCUAACUUAAACUAUAUAAACAAAUAAUUAAAUUACUCCUAAAUUCGAACAUUUAUAAGAACUACUUUAAUAAACUUAUAAAAAUUCUUAAGCUCAAAACAAUCGAACUUUAAUUUUUAUAAAAUAAUAAUAUAUGGUCUAUUUAUUCCUUAGAUUAAUGGAAGACAAGUAAAAAUUCUCAACAUAAGGUAGCCUUUAUUUAUUAUGUAGAUUUAAAAAUUGGAAUAGUUUAAAAAGUAAAAAAUGAUUUAGAUUAAAAGAAUGCUUAAAAUGACAUUUAAAGAUUUCUUAAAGAAAUUUAUUAAGAUCUAAAAUAAGAUUAAUUUAAGUUUUCAGUUCAGGAAUUGAAAGAUUAAUUAAUAUAAUUAAAUGAUUUCUUUAAUUUAGAUUAAUUAACAACUCAAUCUACUAAUGAGGAUUAAUUAAAUUAAUGUUAAAUUGUAAUCUCAUGUUAGAUAGAUGAAAAAACUGCAUUAAAUUUUCAAAAAAUAAUUUUUUUUAAUUCAGCACCUCAUUGCAAUUACAAUUCUCUUAUGAGUCAAAUGAAGAAUAUAAAUAGUUAAAUUAUUCUCAUGAAGGCUGAGAAGAAAGAGUAAAGAUAAAAUUUUUAACAAAACUUUAUAAAUCUUUAAAAAGUCGAAAAAAUUAUUAAUGAAUGCUCAUUACCUUAUAGAGAAAUUAUAUUACAAAAGGCUAUUGAUAAUUUAUGUAUUUAAUUUUUGAUAUAAAGAAAGCAAGGCUUUACAAAAUAUGUAUUAUGAAAGUUAUACCAUACAAUCAAGCAGCGCUUUAUUAAAUACAAAUUGGUCUUGUAAUUUGAUUGAAUAUUUUUCACAGUAGAUGAAUUUAGAAAAGAAAGGAAAAACAAUAUCAAAAUAUGCUGUUUAUCAAUUAAAAAAUGUUAAUUAAAAAUAAAACGAUUAAUAUAUUGCCUUUUUACUUCUUCCAAGUUAAGUUUAAAAUUUUAUUUUUUAUGGAAAGUAAACUAAUGGGUUGAAAGAGGCAAGGGCAUCAGUUGCUUUUCAGGCUGUUCUUUAAUUGUUUUAAUAAGGUUAUUUUGAUUGUCAUUUAAGAUCUUAAAUAUAGAUUCAUCAAGGUUAAAGAAUUGGAAUAAAUUAAGAGGAUCCUACAGUUGUUAUGGUAAUUAAACUUUAUAUAUUAUAGACAUAAGAACAAUUAUAUAUCUAGUCAUAAUAUUGUAUAACUGUUAAUGAAAAAAAUGUAUCUCUUUUAUCAGGCAUUAUUAAAUCAAAUCAAUAUUAUUUUACAUUUUAAAAGUCUUUGCUUUUAGUUGACUAAUAAGAAAUCAAUUUUACUAUGUAGUUAUGCAAAUUUUAGAAUGAAAAAAUAUUAUUAUUAUACCCUAAACAAUUUAAAAGCAAAUUAGAAUAAUGUUAGAUUCUACUUUAGAUGCUUGAUAUACAUUUAGGCGAUGAAUAAAUAAUUUCUUAAGAAGACUAUUAAGAUUAUUAUAAAAAUUAUAUAGAUUCAAUAAUACUUGAGGAGGAAUUAAUACAAGUGGAAGAAAACAUUUUUUCUAGAAUGGGCUAAGGUAAACUUUUAUCCUAUAUUAAGAAUUGAAAUUUGAAUUAAAAAAAGACACUGAAUAAAAUGGCUUAAUUAUAAUAAAUAAUAGUAAAAAAUUUACAACAAAUUUUAUAAUAAAUUAAUUUAUUUUAGUCUUAAAAGCAAGCUUAUUUAAAAGCAAUAUAUAAAUUUAAUAAAUCAUAUAGACGAAUGAAAAGGAAGGUAAUGGACUCAAUACAUUAUCUAAUUGUAUUUUAAGCAAUUUAAAUUAAUAUUUCAAUUUGAUUAAUCCUAUAGUAUUAAACAUAAAGGGAUAUAUUUAAGAAUCUCAACAAUUUAAAAAUACCUUAAGAUAAGGGAUAAAAAAAUAAAAUGGAAUAUUGAAGGAUAAAUUAGACGAAAUAAUUUUAGAUUCUUUAAAUUUAUAGGCUUAUAAAUUAGAAAAUUUACUGUUAGGAGAAUGUUACUAUAAAUUUUUGAUAACAAUCUAAUUAUUAUAAAAUUAUGCAAAAUUAGAUUUUAAAAUUUUAGAACAAAAAAUAAAAUAUUUUACUAGUAGCACAUAUAUUAGAAACUGUUUAUUAGAAUCAUAUUUAUUUUUAUUUUUACAUAAACGGGAUUUAGUUGAUAUAUCAAAGAGAUUGAUUGGGUUUGAAAGGAUGGAGAGCAAUUUAGAUUUGUUAUUAGUUUAAUCUGAUAUAUUGGAUUUAGAUUAAAAAUAAUAUGAGAUUAAGGGGCUGUAAAAUACAAACAAUUUUUCUAUUUUAGAUUUUAAAUAAUUCUUAUAUUAAUCUUUAUCAAUGAUAGAAUUGGAUGAUUAUUAAUAGAAGAAUGGUUUUGAUUGGAUUAGAACUAUGAAGUUAACAAAAAUAUUAGAGCAACAAAUAGGAUCACCUUAAGAAUUAUAAUUUUUAAUUCCUAAUCAGAUAUAGAAUAAUGAAAAAUUAAAAUAGCUAAAAUAAAGUUAUAAUAAAUUUGAAAAUAUCAUAUAAUAUAAAUUUAAUAGUUUCGAAUUGUUAUUUUAAGCAAUGACUGAUGUUAGUUUUAGGGUGUUAAUUAAUAAUGAAAUUUAGAAAUAAUAUAUGUAGAAAUUCUCAACAAGAGAUGAGUUUUAAGGAUAGAUAUCAUAAGAAGAAUUGUAGGAGUAAAAAAAUUAGAUAGAUUAAAUGAACAGUAUAGAAUAAAGUAGCUAUUAAAACUCUAAUUUAACAAUUCUUGGUAAAUCAUUAUGGAAUUAUGUAUUAAUGAAAAUAUUAAGUGAGAAAAACUUAGGUAUAAUAUAUUUAAUAUAUAAAUAGAAAGUUUAUAAUUUGUAACAUUAAGUAAAAUUUUAAAAGGGGUAUCAUUUUAAUCUUAUGCAGCAAUAAAAUUACGAAUUCAUGAAUAUUUAAAUAGCAAUAAUUAGAAAUAAUUGUAAGAUUUUGUAGAAUUAAAUUAAAAAAGCAAAGAUUAAUCAAUAACAUUCCAUGUUAGUUCAUUAGUUUAUAAUGAGAAUUCUGGAAUAUUAAGAAAUGCAUUUUUAGCAUUGAUUGGAGCAAUAUAUAUUGAUAGUAAAUUUGACUUAUUAGUAAUUAUUGGUUGGAUUGACAAUUUAUUUAAUUAGAUAGGUGUGGAAUAAUUAUUGAAUAUAGAAUUUAUAUAAAGUAGACCAAGAUAUAGAUUUUAUGAGUGGUAAAAAUGGAUAUAAAUAUAGGUACAAAAAAAAGUUUGGGAAUCCUUAAAAUUUUGAUUUAUUAAAGAUUCGUCAUUAAGAUUAAAAGAAAGCAAAUUAAGGUGUAUAAUUAUAUAUACCUUUUGAUUAUAAGGAAGGUUCAAUUGUGAAUAUAAAAGGGGAUAAGUUUUAUGGGGUUGGAUAGUUACAUAUUUUUGCAAAAUGUAAAAAUGAAGCUUGGGAUAGAUUGUAAGAAUUAAUUGAAAAUUGA